AUGUCAAGUGAAGCUGAGAAAAGACAGAAAUUAAGAGAAAGAAGAGCUGCAAAGAUUAAAAAUGGCGCUUCAAGAUUAGGUAAAAUUACAGGUGAUUAUUCAGAAGCUCAAAAAGAUGCUGAAACUAUAAGAACAAAUCCUCUAAGUUCACCAGAAACUAAAUCACCAACUCCAGAACCAAGUAUUGGAAAAGAAACGCCUAUUUCUAAGUCUUCUGGUGCUUCAAAGAGAAUAUCACAAAGUUUUGAUCAUGAAGAUCCAGAAGUUGAAGAUAUAAGUAAUUUUGAGCCAAUUAAAGAAUCAUCAAAAGAAUCAUCAAGAGCUAAUCAACCAUCUGAUCAACUUGAUGAAGCUCAACAAUUUGAACAAAUGUUACAACAAAUGCUAGGAUCAGUUCCACAUCAACAUCAAGGUGAUUCAAACAAUUCAACUGAUGCUCCACAAGGAACUCCAGAUUUUGAUAUUUUCUCAAAACUAUUAAGUGGUGAUGCUAAUGGACAAGGUAAUCCAUUUGGUUCAUUAGGUUCCAUGGGUGCACUACAACAAACCCAAGCACAAAAAAAUCAAUCCCAAGGUUAUGAUCCAGCGCAUCCAGAUGUCAAUUUAGAACAAAUUGAAUAUCAAAAACAAUUGAGUGAAUAUAAUAAAAUUCAAAAUGAUAAAUUUAAAGCAAAAUUCAUGUUAUUUAAAUUUAUUAUUUCAUUUGGGUUAACAAUUUAUUUUUUUGGUAUUCAAGGGUUUUAUUCAUCAUCUGUGGAAAUUUUCAGAAUUCAUAAAUUAGAUUCAGGUUUUAGUAAAAUUUGGUUAACUUUAGAAAUUUUAUUUACUUCAUAUUAUGCAUUACAUUUAAAUAAGAUUCAAGAUUCUCAUUAUAAUUAUAAUUCAAAAAUUUUGAAAAUUUUAGGAUAUGUUCCUGAUAUGUUUUUAUCACCAUAUUAUAAAAAUAAAAUUAGAUGGUUUGUUAAAUAUCAAGAAUUAAUUCAUUUAAUUAUUUUUGAUUUAAGUGUUAUUAUUUUCCUUUUUGGUAUACUUUCAUUUUGGCAUAGUACUUCAAUUGAAGUAUAA
Molecule: messenger RNA, 1065 nt
Organism: Hansenula ciferrii
Lineage: Eukaryota; Fungi; Ascomycota; Saccharomycetes; Phaffomycetales; Wickerhamomycetaceae
Gene: GET2
Product: GET complex subunit GET2
Exons: 1
Coding region: 1-1065 (354 amino acids)
Biological process (GO): retrograde vesicle-mediated transport, Golgi to endoplasmic reticulum
Source: RefSeq, a predicted model, not a curated record